Danaus chrysippus (African queen) is the source of this 336-nucleotide messenger RNA. Lineage: Eukaryota; Metazoa; Arthropoda; Insecta; Lepidoptera; Nymphalidae. The record is from the annotation of a GenBank genome assembly.
AUGUUUAGGCACUUCAUAAAAGCUUUGCUGCCUUUUAGGAACCAAUUGAGCCGCACUGUCGGCGGUAAUGGAAGCGCAUUUCAACAAAAUUGUCUGUCGAAGGAAGAGAAAUUAACGGAAGCUCUUAAGAAGUCAUUGCCCGGCAUCACAUACAUCAGUGUUGAAGACAUCUCUGGCGGCUGUGGAGCUAUGUAUGAAAUAAGUGUUGAAGCUAAAGAAUUUGUAGGAUUAUCGACUGUUAAACAACACAGACUGGUCACUGAAUCUCUUAAGAGUGACAUAGCAGAGAUGCAUGGUAUCAGGAUUCACACAACACCCACUAAGGGAGACAAGUAG